Molecule: messenger RNA, 1135 nt
Organism: Setaria italica (foxtail millet)
Lineage: Eukaryota; Viridiplantae; Streptophyta; Magnoliopsida; Poales; Poaceae
Product: B3 domain-containing protein Os12g0592300-like
Exons: 3
Coding region: 143-967 (274 amino acids)
Molecular function (GO): DNA binding
Source: RefSeq, a predicted model, not a curated record
UCUCCUGUUUUUAUCUUAGAGCAUUCCAGAGAAGUUUGUGAGCAAUCUAAAUGGGCAGAUCACCAAAGGGUUAAACCUGAAAGCACCCAGCGGCGAAACAUGGCUCAUCGAGGUUGCCGAGAAUGGGGAUGAGUUGUUCUUCAUGUCAGGAUGGGAUGAUUUCGCCAGAGCACAUGAGUUACAAGAGAAUGACCUCCUCAUCUUCACAUGCAGUGGCAACUACUCCUUUGACGUCCAGAUCUUCGACGCCAGUGGCUGCGAGAAAGUGCCUUGUUUCUUCACCAGUAAAAAAGGUCCUUGUACGCACAAACACUCAGAUGGCAUAGUGGAUCAACAAGCUGAGCACUGCAUUUUAAGUGAUUCUGAUGAUUUGAGAAUGCCGAUGCGCCUCAUUGGAUCCCCAAACAAGGCAUCUACUUCAAAGAAGAAGAGUGGCAAGACUAGACCAAGGAAAGAGCCUGAAUUUCCAAAUAGCAACUACCAUAUCAAGCAAGAGCUGAUAAGCGAUGAAGAGCAGAGUGACUACAGGCUUGUCGAUUCCAACUACUACUACUACUACUCAAGGUCUGCCAGCAACCUAACUGGUGAUGAACGUGAUCAAAUAUUCAGUUUGGCGUCGAUUCGACCAGGCAAUCCAGCAUUUGUGGCUGUCCUGCAGAAGACCCAUAUUGGCCACAAGAACUACUUGCUGAUCGUCCACCAUGGAUUUGCUGCAGACCACCUUGAGGGAAGAUCCCAUGACAUCCUGCUCCUGAGACCAAACAGGAAAAAGAAGUGGUAUGUCAGGUACUACCAUGCAAGCCGUGCCAGAGGCUUCAACUGCUGCCGCUGGAUCAAGUUCGUCGGUGACAACAGGCUGCGCAAGGACCACAUCUGCAUCUUUGAGCUGAUGAAAGGAGGGAGGAGGACGACGAUGGUGGUCCAUGUUCUGAGGAAGGUUGAUGGAAGGUUUGUGCUGGUGGCCUAAGUUCAUGUAUCCCCCUACCCUCCUAGUUCUGUAUCAUGUGUAGUAUUGUACUGUAUGCAACUUGCUAUGCUGUGCUGUAUCAUGUGUAAUGCUGUACUGUAUGUGCCACUGAAAAACUGAACUCCAAGCAAGCACCGGUACCCUGCCAUCUAUGGCAGUGUGACGUUU